Macroventuria anomochaeta is the source of this 1595-nucleotide messenger RNA. Its product is annotated as WD40 repeat-like protein. Gene Ontology annotation, molecular function: protein binding. Lineage: Eukaryota; Fungi; Ascomycota; Dothideomycetes; Pleosporales; Didymellaceae. Gene Ontology annotation, biological process: protein import into peroxisome matrix. Gene Ontology annotation, cellular component: cytosol; peroxisomal matrix. The record is from RefSeq and is a predicted model, not a curated record. The transcript is spliced from 2 exons. The coding region runs from base 136 to 1200 and encodes 354 amino acids.
CCGCAACCAUGUCGCUGUACACCAACAGCUUCAACUUUGUGCGAGCGACGAUGCGCCGCACCUUGUUAUUGUUACACGCCACAUAACGCUAAAGAAGUAAUCUGCCUGCGGGCCCCACUAUAUAAUCCACACACGAUGUUGGAGUUCCGGACCCAAGGUUACAACGGCUAUAGCGUCAAGUACUCGCCAUUCUUCGAUUCGCGCAUAGCCGUAGCCAGCUCGGCAAACUUCGGGCUGGUAGGGAAUGGCAGGUUGUACAUUCUCGGCCUGACACCAAACGGCAUCGUAGCAGAGAAGUGGUUCGACACCCAAGACUCCCUCUUUGACUCGACCUGGUCGGAAGCGCACGAAUCGCAAAUCCUCACCGCGGGUGGCGAUGGCUCCGUAAAACUCUUCGACAUAAACGUCGCGCAAUUUCCGAUCCAAUCCUGGACCGAGCACGCGCGCGAGGUCUUCAGCGUGCACUGGAACCUCGUAUCGAAAGACACGUUCCUCUCGUCGUCCUGGGACGGCACAAUCAAGAUCUGGAACCCGAACCACAACGCCAGCAUUACCACGCUGCCGACGCACAGCUGCACGUACUCGGCGCAGUUCAGCCCGCACGCGCCCAGUGUGGUGAGCAGUGUGAGUAGUGAUAGCCAUUUGAGGGUGUUUGAUCUUAGGGCCCCGGCGAGCGCGAGUAAUCACCUCACGAUGAGUGUGCCGAUACAUACGCCGCCGAAGCCGAGGAUGGGUGCUGCGGCGCCGGUGGGCGUGCCGCCGAGCGAGGCGCUGACACACGACUGGAAUAAGUACAGAGACAGCAUCGUAGCGACGGCGGGCGUGGACCGGCUCAUUCGGACGUUUGAUAUAAGGAUGCCGGGCGCGGGGCCGAUUGCGGUGCUGCCUGGGCACGAGUAUGCUGUUAGGAGGUUGACGUGGAGUCCGCAUUUAUCAGAUAUAUUGCUGAGUGCGAGUUACGAUAUGACGUGUCGCGUGUGGACGGACGGGAGUGCGAUGGGCGCAGGCACGAUGAAGCAGGAGAAUAUGCUGGAAGAUCCUAUGGUGCAUGGAGGGGGAAGAGAAAUGGGCAGGAUGGGGCGGCAUACCGAAUUCGUCACUGGUGUAGACUGGUGUCUGUUUGGAGCCGAGGGAUGGUGCGCUAGUACAGGGUGGGAUGAGAGAGUUAUGGUCUGGGACGCCAGAGCAAUUAUGCAGUGAUCGAGCGGAGACAUGUGCGUGGAUUCUGCAUACAUACUCAUCGUUUGAAGGGGUACUCCAUCACCGAACGAACAAAUGAACCGUACUCGCAUGUCAGCGAAUUCGCUGCUUCUGAUCCUCGAAGUCGAAGCCGUGCUUCCUGUGCACCAUCCUCCCGAAACCAAUUGCUUUCUCGAAAACUUCCACUCUCUCCUUCUCCAUGAUCCACGAUGGCACUUUAUCGUUAGCAGAUCCUCAGAAUUCCAGUCCAGCUUCAUACUCACACUCAGUGAACCCGUGAAACCCCUUCUCCACAACCAUAACCUCCACACUCUGCCCGUCGCCUUCAUUUCGUUCCCUCUCCAGUCUCUCAACCAUACUCAUCUGCUCAUGCAACAAAAUAUCAACCCCUGCAC